Messenger RNA from Frankliniella occidentalis (western flower thrips), 8169 nucleotides. RefSeq names its product sortilin-related receptor. The transcript has 25 exons. Gene Ontology annotation, molecular function: protein binding. Gene Ontology annotation, biological process: post-Golgi vesicle-mediated transport. Gene Ontology annotation, cellular component: Golgi apparatus; membrane. The record is from RefSeq and is a predicted model, not a curated record. Lineage: Eukaryota; Metazoa; Arthropoda; Insecta; Thysanoptera; Thripidae. Bases 120 to 6689 code for a protein of 2189 amino acids.
AGACAAGUCAAGUCGGUCGGUAUCUCAGUUCACCCAAAGCAGUGCCCCGCAGUGAUACCGAUUCGAGGAGAGUUUUCUUGUGAUUGUGCUAUGUUGUGGUGUCCGCUGACAGCAGCUUAAUGUCACCAGCAUUUCUCGUUUUGCUUUUUGUGUCGGCGGCUUGGGCAGAGAGACAUGGCCUUCCGCCGAGUACAAUUUCUAUGUACAAAGACAGUCAUCGUGAGAGGAGAAGUCCAGUGACAAUUGACUCCAGACAAAAUGAUUACCUGUCAUCGUAUGGGUCCCUUGACCAACACUUAUCAGGCCUUCGCUCCAAAAGGGACAUUCGACCCGAAAAUUCGACCAUUGCCACGAAGAUAAGCCUACUCAAUGACUCCCAUUCUCUCCUUAUGGUACAUUGGGCAGGAGAAGGUUCUGAUGUUGUGCUUUGUCUUGCAAGAGAUCCAAUUCAACGUGCCCUAGUGAUCCCCAAACCUUCAGCGCUCUUUAUAUCAUACGACUAUGGAGACACUUUUCAAAACAAAACUGACCUGUUGAAACUGAAUGACGGUGGCUAUGCUAUUGUCGAGAAGUUUUACAACCAUCAUCGACUUAGUGCUCAUGUUGUGCUUACAGAUGUCACUAACAAAGUAAUUUUUAAAACCAAAGACAGUGGCCAAACCAUGGAACAAACAAAAGUUGAUUUUCAUCCCUCAGAUGUACUAUUUCAUGAUGACGAUCCAUUUACAUUUUUAGUUUAUGACAAGGUUGACCCUAUGAAAAAGCUCUGGUUGACUAAAGAUUUUGGCCAAUCAUGGACUCUUGUACAAGAAUCUGUCAAGUCUUUCUACUGGACCAUAGGCACACUAUCUGUAAAUGAUGAUUCAGAUGAUGAUUCUAUUGGAGAUUUUGAUGCCAAAGACAGCUCAUCUAACAAUGUUCCAACUCUUUAUGUGGAAAGACAAGAGCCUAGUGGUUUAUCUACUGUGCUUGGUUCAACCAACCUUUUCAAGAGUUUCACAAUUAUUGCAAGAGAUGUCAAAGAUUUUCAUGUGAAAGGCGACUUUAUGUUUUGCACUCGUGAAGUGAGACAGGCUGAGAAAACUGACCAUGAACUACUUGUGUCAUUCAAACGUGGCCCUUUUGUGAAAGCAGAAUUUCAGACUGACCAACCAACUUUGAAAUACCACAUAGCUGAUGUGAGUGGCGAGCAAGCAAUGAUUGUGGUUGUGCAUGAUCCCCAUCUAGCUAAUCUUUAUGUCUCUGUUGAUGUAACUCGAGAAUCAGUUAAAUUUGCUCUUUCUCUUGAGAACAUCUUUUGUUACAUGCCCAAUGUCACCUGGCAAGGUUCAUGGCUUGUCGAUGUUGCAGAAGAACCUUUUGCUACUCUGACUCGAGUUGAAGGUCUCAGAGGAAUUUACAUAGCUUCUGUUGUAACUUCUAAAGCCAAAUCUAGUGGUCACAUUGGUCUGGAGAAUUUGUCAACCAUGAUAACAUUUGAUCGGGGUGGAGAGUGGAAAUUAUUAAAUGCCCCUCAAUACGAUGAUGAAGGAAAUCCCAUUGACUGCAAACUUAAGGAUGGAUGUUCGCUUCAUUUAGCUCAGAGCUUUGCCCAUCUUCACCCUCAGACGAGAUAUGUUCCUAUUCUUACUUCCAAAUCUGCUCCUGGUAUCAUUCUUGCCACAGGCAUGGUUGGCAAAUCUUUAAAAGGUCAUCCUGGUGUGUUUUUAAGUGCUGAUGCUGGAGUUACAUGGCGACAGGUUUUGAAAGAUCUCUAUUUCUUCAAUUUUGGUGAUUAUGGGGGUGUUAUUGUUGCUGUUAAAUACUAUAAAUCUCAAGGAGAAACACGACAAAUUUUGUACUCCACUGAUGAGGGACAAACAUUUAAUGCUCACAACUUUUCCAAUAGUGACCUGAAAAUGUAUGGUCUUAUGACAGAGCCUGGUGGCAACACAACGGUGUUCACUAUGUUUGGCUCGGCUAAAUCAAAGCAUCAGUGGAUCAUUGUGAAAGUUGAUAUGAAGAAUUCAUUCAAAUACAAUUGCACAGAUGAUGACUACAAGUUUUGGUCCCCUGGAAGCGGUCCCUUAGGCAUUGGAAGUGAUGGGGUGCGUGUUCCAUGCCUGUUAGGUCGCACAGAAACCUACCAACGUCGUCUUCCUCACUCAAAUUGCUACAAUAGUCGUAAUUAUGUCAGACGCGUUAAAAUGGAGGUCUGUGGCUGUGAUGCAGAGGACUUUGAUUGUGAUUAUGGGUUUAAGAGGGACUUGGAUCACUCUGCAACUCGUUGUAUCCGUGAUCCCAGUCUUAAAAUAUCACCUUUUGCUCAACCUGCUUCAUGUAAACCUGGGGCAUUCUAUGAUCGCACCAAAGGUUACAAGAAAGUUCCCGGAGAUGUUUGUGUUGGUGGACAUGAAGACAGAUACUUGCCUGACCGGAUUGCGUGUCGAGUCACAGAAGAAAACGAUUUUCUACUUGCUGCUCAAAGAGACAGGAUUAUUAGAAUUGAUAUGGAAACAAAUAAGUUGGACCCUCUUCCCAUUUUAAAUCUGAAGAAUGUUAUUGCUAUUGAUUUUGACAUGCGAAAUAAUUGUGUCUACUGGGCAGAUAUUGUCUCUGACACCAUUGGGCGCCAAUGCAUGAAAAGUGGUGUAGACCUGCCAGAAACAAUUGUCAGCACAAACUUAAAGUCUGUGGAGGGCAUGGCUUUUGACUGGGUGUCAAAUUUGCUGUAUUUUGUUGAUGGUGCACGAGCUACAAUUGAAGCUGUAAGAACUGACAUCAGUCAUCAAGGGCGUAUGCGAAGAACAAUUCUCAGCUCUCCCAACUUAAAGAAACCAAGGGGAAUCGCCUUACAUCCAAAAGCAGGGUACAUGUUUUGGUCAGAUUGGAACCCUGAGAGACCUAGUGUGAACCGAGCUAAUUUGGAUGGUAGCAGCAUCAAGAGGUUAUUUGAAGGCACCAAAGUUGUGUGGCCCAAUGGUGUAACAAUUGAUUACAUUGCAGAAAGGCUGUACUGGGUUGAUGCUAGAGAAGAUUAUAUUGCUUCAUGCAAUCUUGAUGGAAACAAUGUUAUUAAAGUUAUUAGCAAGGAUGCAAGGGUAUCUCAUCCAUUUUCAGUCGCUGUGUUCAAAGACAACAUGUAUUGGGAUGAUUGGAAACAAAAUGCUAUCUUUAUGGCUGAUAAAGAUCAUGGAGUUGCUAUCCAAAAGAUAACUGACUCCAUGAUUGGCUUGAUGGAAAUCAAGGUCUACGCACACAGUCUUCAACAAGCCACAAAUGCUUGUGCCAACCAAACAUUGUGUUCUCACAUUUGUGUAGGAGCGCCUAAUGGGGCACAUACAUGCCUUUGUCCAGAUGAAAUGACCAUGAAUGAACAUGGUGCCUGUACCUGUCCUGGUGAUAAGCCACCAUUCAAAAAUGGAACUUGCCCUCAAGUUGCACAUACAUGUGGCCCAAAUUUCUUUGCUUGUCAUAAUAAUCAGGUGUGUGUACCCAGUAAAUGGCAAUGUGAUGGAAAUGACGAUUGUGGAGAUAUGUCUGACGAAUCUAAUUGCACACAACCAGUCUGUGGUCCAAAGAUGUUUAGAUGCAAUGAUGGAAAGUGUAUCUCUCCACACUGGCGGUGUGACAUGGACAAGGACUGUGAAGAUGGCAGUGAUGAAAUUUGCAAUCACGAAAAUUGUACUUCAUCUCAAUUCAAGUGCGGAACUGGUCAUUGUAUUGAUAUAAAAUGGGUUUGUGAUGGAGAAAAUGACUGUCAUGAUGGUUCAGAUGAAGCAGCUUGCAACCACACCCCACCCACAACUUGUCCCAUGAAUGAAUUUAAGUGUGCCAAUCGGUCACAAUGCAUUCCAGUCACUUGGAGGUGUGAUGGGGAAAAAGAUUGUCUUGAUGCCUCGGAUGAGAAAGACUGCCAGGACCAUCGCAAAUGUGCUGAAUGGCAGUUCAAUUGCACAAGUGGAAAAACCCCAUGUAUUUUUAAAGCAUGGCAAUGUGAUGGAAGUCCCGACUGUGAUGAUGGUAGUGAUGAAUUAAAUUGCAGUUCAUCCUCCCCAACUUCAUCUCCUGUUCCAUUUACUCCACCUAAAAAUGACACUUGUGCUAGUGAAUGGAUGAUUCGUUGUAAAAACAAUCAUUGCAUUCCAAGUUGGUGGAAAUGUGACAGAGUUGACGACUGUGGCGACAACAGUGAUGAAAUUGGGUGUGGUUACGAUGAAUCGGAGGAAGAAGAAACCUCUACCGACCUGAUUCCUAAAUCAACUUGUGAAGCAAACCACUUUCAGUGCUACUCAGGAGAAUGUAUACCGGAUGCAUGGGUUUGUGACAGCACUAUAGAAUGUUCUAAGGGUGAAGAUGAAUUGAACUGUGAUGCAAACACAAACUGUCAUGAACAUCACUUGUUCACAUGUCGAAUUGAUGGGUCAUGCCUCAGCUUUUCACAAGUUUGUGAUGGUAUACCUCAAUGCCCUGAUGGAUCUGAUGAGUCCUCUUGUAAUCCAGAAAAAGAUUUAGAACCCUCAGCACCUAGAUGCCCUUACGGAUUUUCUCCUUGCUUGGAUGGAACCUGUAUACCCAUUGCUGUCUUCUGUGAUGGCACAAUGAAUUGUAUGGAUGGUUAUGACGAACAUAAUUGCACCAAAAAUGGUACAAGGGUUUAUCAGGUGUCACAAAUGGGCUAUGAUGAACGGUUGCAAGAUCCACAUACCCUUCUGUUGUAUUGGUGGAUACCUGUACCAAAAGAUGUCCAGCUCGAGUACAUGCCAUCCAUUGCCCCAGUAGUACCAUCUGGUCGUCAGCAAUUACCAGUCUGGAAAAAUCAUACCCGUUGGAUUUCACAACCUGAUUUCAGGUUCUCCAACUUGACAGCUAAUACAAUGUACAAUAUGACUGUUUAUGUUCGUGUCAAUGGAACUGACAAAGCUUUCCCACCUGCAAAGUAUGUGCAAGCUUCAACCGGAGAAGACACACCCAGUGAACCAUGGAGAGUUCAAGCCAAACCCGUGAACUACAAUGAGGUUCAACUUACUUGGGAACCACCAAUUCACCCACAAGGUAAAAUUGUGGGCUAUAGAGUUUACAUGACUCCACCUCUUCCACCAAAAUCAAUAGAAACUAAGGAGCCUCGUGCAACAAUAAAGUAUGACUUUGAAGCCAAAACAAAUUACUCUUUCUGGGUUGUGGCAUUCAAUAACAAAUUGGAAAGUAACAACUCUCUUGUUGUGAAACUAGAACUUAGUGGCAUUCAAGCUAUAAGUGUAGUCGAUGAUUUUAAGGUCGCCUCUCAAUCAGGAGAUUCUGUGACCCUUGUAUGGAAAGCUUCGUCAGCUUCUGAUGGACCUGUUGAAUAUGAAAUUAUGGUCCAAGCACCUCUGCACUAUCCUGCAUUUCAACCAUACAGGACAGUUAAUACUACUAUCACAAUACCCAACUUGUCUCCUGGCUUAGUAGUUCUGUUUCGUAUAAGAGCUUGGCAUAAGAACUUCCCUGGACCAUUGAAAACUGUCUCCUCAAAGAUAAAUGGAAAGCCUCUCCCCAAAGUGACUGGUUUACGAGCUGUGGUACUUGGAGAUAGUCAAUCAUCAGUCGAACUAAAAUGGGAUGCUGUCAAUGACUCACGAAGCGAGAAUUGGAAGUAUGGAAUAUAUUAUGGGCUUACAAUGAAUGAACUCUUGGAGAAACCAAGACUUAUUAGUGAUAAAACCAAAGCAGUUGUAAAGGAUUUGUUACCAUGUGAAUCCUAUUUAUUUGCUAUUGGGCUUGUUGGUCCCCUUGGUUAUGGUCCUCUAACUACAUUGCCUCCCUCUCGUCCAAUUGUCACUGUUUACUAUCACCAAGCACCCCCCAGGCAUUUAGGUGCACACUCAGAAAAGAAUCCUGGUUCAAAUGACACAUUUAUGAUUGUACAUUGGAAUGCAUCAUGUCCAAGCUUCAAUAACAACGCCACUCGAUAUGUUGUGACUAUUACCGAAACAAGUCUAAACCAUACCUCAGCCAUCACAACAUUACCGACCAAUGAUAGUUAUAUUGAGACUCAUUUCAGGGUUCACUCUGGUGGCCACUACAACAUAACAGUUCAGACAGAUGCUGAAAAUGCUGUAAUUGCUGGUCCUAUUUCGUAUGAUGCACCCCCCAUUCCAUCGCCACAUCAGUUCCAAGUUGAGCCAAAGGAAAAUGGAAGUUACAUUUUGUUUUGGAAGGAUCAACCUUUGGAAAAAACAGUUCAUCCAGAUGUAUAUCAGUAUGAGAUUUUAGUCUCUGAGGGAAAGACAUUGAAUGAGUCUAUAGCCAAGAGAUUCCUUGCUCCAGCUCCACCAUUCACUUUGUAUGAUGUAUCCGAGGGAAUAGUUUAUUCAUUUGCUGUUAGGGCAGUUACUUUGAAUGGGUACAAAUCAAGUCUUUCAGAAAUCCGAUCUAUUGAAGUUCCCUUAGGGUCUUGGACUGCUGCAGUACGAAGUGGCGUUCUGCUGUGGACUGUUCUUCCUGGAUUGAUACUCGUUGUUGGGCUUGUUAUGGCCCUAACAUUCUUCAUGUGGCGCCACAGGCGGCUUCAACACAGCUUUGCCUCUUUUGCUAACAGUCAUUAUGAUACACGAUCAGGGGCAGCUACUUUUGGUGGUGCGGAUGGACUUGGGGGGGAUUUUAUUGAGGAGGAAGAUUCUCCAGUGAUUCGUGGCUUCUCAGAUGAUGAGCCUUUGGUGAUUGCUUGAGGAAGAAAUGAUAGUCAAGUGACUGUGAUACAUUCUAAGAUUAUGUCUACGAUUUAGAAGUGUUCUAGUUAUCUAUUAUAAUGUCCAAGUCGUUUUGCUCCUAAGAGUUCAUUAGUGCUACAAGGUACUAGUAGGCAUUGUUGCUAGUAGAUGGUGAUUUUCUAGAGAUAUCUUGUAGUCUGUGGUUUUUUGCCAAGUCUCUUGUAAAUUGGUGAGCAGAUGUAAUUCAAAUCAAAACAAAACAAUGAGUUCUUUUGUUCUAAUCUGUACAUUUGUUUGUUACCAGAACAAUAUUUUUAUUUUUUAUUUAGACUUUACACAUCGUGCAAUCACAUUUUUAUUUUAAAAUUUCUACCUUUUGAAUGUUUGUUUUAAAUGAUAUUCUCCUUUUUUUUUUUUUUUUGAUUGGUUGGGUUGUUCAGUGGUAUGAGCUUUAACAUUCCAGAGAUGUAUAAUACAUACAUACUUCACCUCAGAUCAAGCUUAUGCUUGUUGUUUCUUCUAAAACAUUGAACAGUUUGUCCUCCUCAAUUGUAUCCCCCCCCCCUUUUUUUCCCUCCCACAUCUUUUCUUUCUCUGUUGAAUCAAGUUUGUAUGUAGUGCAAUGUCUUAAUAGCUUUGUAAGAGUUUGACCUGAAGGGAGAACUUUUGUGCACACAACCUUUUUUGCCUUUGGUGCUUUGAAAAGUCUGUAACUAGUUCUAAAUAAGAUCUCAAAUUCAGAAGGGAGAUUAGAAAAAACUUUGUAGUGCCUUGAGAGUUUGUUCUAACCAACCAAAGGUAAUGUAAACCUGUGCAACUUAAGUUGUUUCCUAACAGGCAUUGUAGUUUUAAUUGGACUCGUGUUGGGUUGUGUUUGUCUAGCUUUCCUGUAUUUGAUAAUUUUGUAUAGAAAUUGAGUCCAGUGACUGUGCUAGUUUUGUUAAGUUUAACCUGAAAAUAUUUUAUUGUAUUAAGUUGUAUUAUGAUGGAAAAUCAUGCUAGGUUUCCCAAAGGCAAUACAUAUGUGUUAAACACCGUUUGGUGACAUGCAGCGGUUUCAUCACUUCAAACAUGUCAUAAAUAUCAUGACUCCUGCGUCUAUGUUGAAGGAUCAAUGUCUUAACUAUUGACUAGAUUUGUGCAGCUUUACCUAUCUGGUUGUGCCAUUUUGAUAAAAUGAGUUUUUACUUGUUUUAUUUGGAAAUAUCUUGUCUGUCCCUGUAUUAGUAUUGUGUAUUUGUUCCAAUGGCUACAACCUCUCCUCAGCAGCCAGCGAGCUGCAACGGUAGUUUCACAUUGUUGCUAUUGUCCCAUUUCUGAAAUACCUAGUAUCAUUUAUUUUUGAAAGUAUUGACCUCCAACCUGGCAGCGUUUUUGCGGUGCCUAACUUGCAUCUUGUAUUUUUCAGUAAGUACUGUUUCUUUACAGAUGAAAAGAACAUGUUAUUGUGAUUUGACAUGAGAGUAUAUUAAAGAUUAUAUGUAUAUUGGACUGAUAA